UGUGACCAAGAAACGCGGAAGUUUUGAUCUGGAAGAUUUCUUCAGUUUGUGAUGCGAAGAAAGAAAAUUGUUUUGUUUUAAAGUUUGGAGCUCGACUCUUCUCUAAAUGGGCAGAAUUCCGUCCGUGAUUCGGAAAGAGCGUGAGGAAACUCUGAGGCUUAGUACGGAGAGAAGACGAGCACAGCUGAACAACACCACCAGCAGGGCUGAUCUAACAGAGGCUAAAACCAAAACAGCUCAUGUUUGCAGUGAUCGUUUUAUCUCCGGAUGACUCAGAAGUACCAUCUGGAGGGCCAGGUUUAUUCUGUGCCACUGAUCCAGCAGGACCUGAGGAGGGAAGAGGCCGUGCACCAGGUCGCUGAUGCCCUGCAGUAUCUGGAAAAUAUCUCGACAGAUAUCUUCAGCAGGGUAUCUCAGAGUGUGGAGAGGAACCGCGCUCACCUUCAGGCCGUAACUGACCGCAUUAAAUUGGCCCAAGCUCGAGUUCACAAGAUUAAAGGAAGCAAGAAAGCCACCAAGGUGUUUUCCAGUGCGAAAUACCCUGCCCCUGAGAGACUGCAGGAUUAUUCUUCGAUAUUUACGGGUGCCGUAGAUCCAGCAUCUCAGAAACGACCUCGCUACAAAGUUCAAGGCAAGCUCCGCCCCCUGGAUGACAAGGCCUUACAGGAGAAGUUGAUGUAUUUUCCAGUGUGCGUGAACGCUAAGAAGCGCUCGGAGGAUGAGACCGAGGAGGGGCUGGGGAGUCUGCCGAGAAACAUCAGCUCCGUCAGCUCUCUACUGCUCUUUAACACCACAGAGAACUUAUAUAAGAAGUACGUGUUCCUGGAUCCUCUGGCGGGAGUCGUCACUAAAACUCACAACACACUCGAGACGGAGAAGGAGGAAAAGCCGUUUGACGCGCCGCUAUCGAUCACUAAACGAGAGCAACUAGAGAGACAGACGGCAGAGAAUUACUUCUACGUGCCAGACCUGGGGCAAGUGCCAGAGAUCGAUGUGCCCUCGUAUCUGCCGGACCUGCCUGGCAUUGCCGAUGACCUCAUGUACAGCGCUGACCUCGGCCCAGGCUUUGCUCCUUCUGGUGCCGUCAGUGCGACCAUACCAGAGCUGCCCUCUUUCGGCCCAGAACAUGACGGCUCCCAGUUUCGAUCUGAGGCUCCACCUCCACCGCCGCCCCCACCUCCUCCACCCCCUCCUCCUGAGUCUCCUCAGGUUAUAGCUCCUACCCCUGGAGCUCCUCCAGCCCCACCCCCUCCUCCUCCUCCUCCACCACCUCCUGCUGUUCUAGAUGACACAGGUGGUAGAGGUGUAUCUGGUCAUGCCCCGCCCACAGGUGCAGUAAAAGGUGCCCCUACAGAGGUUGUGCAGCCGUCAGACGGGCGAGCCAGCUUACUCGAGUCGAUUCGUAACGCUGGCGGCAUCGGCAAAGCCAAACUGCGCAACGUGAAAGAGCGAAAGAUGGAGAAGAAGAAACAGAAGGAACAGGAGCAAGUUGGAGCAGCGGUCAGUGGAGGAGAUUUCAUGUCCGAUCUCUUUAAUAAAUUGGCCAUGCGGAGGAAAGGCAUCUCGGGUAAAGUCCCAGGAGGAGGAGGAGACUCCACAGAGACGCCUGGCGGCUCCGGCGGCGCAUUCGCUAGAAUGUCAGACGUGAUCCCGCCCCUUCCUGCUCCCCACCAGCCAACCGCCGAGGAUGAUGACGACUGGGAGGCGUAGCCCAUACAGACGACUUAUUAAUGACUCUCUUUAAGAACUGAAAGUACAGGUGAACCGUUCUGAAGCUCUGGCGACACCACAGACGUGAAAGCUUAUUAUGACGUCUCGAUGAUGUAGGGAAAAAUCUGUGUGGAUUUAAUCAUCUCAGCUUUUUUUUUUUUAGUAACACAAAUCAAUUCUCCUGUAAUAGAUUAAAAUAAAGUUGUUAAUCAUUAACUCCUUCAUUGCACUUAACUGGCCCAUUAGGUGUCAGUUUCUCUGGAGCUUUUGCUUGCCCAAUGCACUAAUAAGAUAAAACACUCAAAGAAACUUGUGAAAUCUUAUCUGGUAUAAAAUCUAGGCAUCUGAAGGAUAAUUUGUGUAAGUAAUUACAUUCUUCAUGCACUGAUUAUUUUCUGCCAUCUGUUAGGAAAACACAUGGCUCUGGCACAGUGUGUGAAAUGAAGUUCUGGAUUUCUGAACCCCUGUGAGAAAUAAAAUCAUACAUCAGCGUGA
Molecule: messenger RNA, 2205 nt
Organism: Neoarius graeffei (lesser salmon catfish)
Lineage: Eukaryota; Metazoa; Chordata; Actinopteri; Siluriformes; Ariidae
Gene: wash1
Product: WAS protein family homolog 1
Exons: 12
Coding region: 268-1710 (480 amino acids)
Biological process (GO): Arp2/3 complex-mediated actin nucleation; endocytic recycling; exocytosis
Cellular component (GO): recycling endosome; early endosome; WASH complex
Molecular function (GO): alpha-tubulin binding; gamma-tubulin binding
Source: RefSeq, a predicted model, not a curated record